Molecule: messenger RNA, 1765 nt
Organism: Myotis brandtii (Brandt's bat)
Lineage: Eukaryota; Metazoa; Chordata; Mammalia; Chiroptera; Vespertilionidae
Gene: FZD7
Product: frizzled class receptor 7
Exons: 3
Biological process (GO): non-canonical Wnt signaling pathway; canonical Wnt signaling pathway
Cellular component (GO): plasma membrane
Molecular function (GO): Wnt receptor activity; Wnt-protein binding
Source: RefSeq, a predicted model, not a curated record
GCACUGUCCGCGGGCGCCGGGGCGCAGCCGUACCACGGCGAGAAGGGCAUCUCGGUGCCAGACCACGGCUUCUGCCAGCUCAUCUCCAUCCCGCUCUGCACGGACAUCGCUUACAACCAGACCAUCCUGCCCAACCUGCUGGGCCACACCAACCAAGAGGAUGCGGGCCUCGAGGUGCACCAGUUCUACCCGCUGGUGAAGGUGCAGUGCUCCCCGGAGCUGCGCUUCUUCCUGUGCUCCAUGUACGCGCCCGUGUGCACCGUGCUGGAUAAGGCCAUCCCGCCGUGCCGCUCCCUGUGCGAGCGCGCCCGCCAGGGCUGCGAGGCUCUCAUGAACAAGUUCGGCUUCCACUACCCCACCGCGCCCUACUUGCCCGACCUGCCCUUCACCGCGCUGCCCCCGGGGGCGGCUGAUACCAGGGGCAGGUCCUCCUUUCCCUUCUCAUGCCCCCGGCAGCUCAAGGUCCCCCCCUACUUGGGUUACCGUUUCCUGGGCGAGCGCGACUGCGGCGCCCCGUGCGAGCCUGGCCGCGCCAACGGCCUCAUGUACUUUAAGGAGGAGGAGAGGCGCUUCGCCCGCCUCUGGGUGGGCGUGUGGUCGGUGCUGUGCUGCGCCUCCACGCUCUUCACGGUCCUCACCUACCUGGUGGACAUGAGGCGCUUCAGCUACCCCGAGCGGCCCAUCAUCUUCCUGUCGGGCUGCUACUUCAUGGUGGCCGUGGCGCACGUGGCCGGCUUCCUGCUGGAGGACCGCGCCGUGUGCGUGGAGCGCUUCUCCGACGACGGCUACCGCACGGUGGCGCAGGGCACCAAGAAGGAGGGGUGCACCAUCCUCUUCAUGGUCCUCUACUUCUUCGGCAUGGCCAGCUCCAUCUGGUGGGUCAUCCUGUCGCUCACCUGGUUCCUGGCGGCCGGCAUGAAGUGGGGCCACGAGGCCAUCGAGGCCAACUCGCAGUACUUCCACCUGGCGGCGUGGGCGGUGCCCGCGGUCAAGACCAUCACCAUCCUGGCCAUGGGCCAGGUGGACGGGGACCUGCUCAGCGGGGUGUGCUACGUGGGCCUGUCCAGCGUGGACGCGCUGCGGGGCUUCGUGCUGGCGCCCCUGUUCGUCUACCUCUUCAUCGGCACGUCCUUCCUGCUGGCCGGCUUCGUGUCGCUCUUCCGCAUCCGCACCAUCAUGAAGCACGACGGCACCAAGACCGAGAAGCUGGAGAAGCUCAUGGUGCGCAUCGGCGUCUUCAGCGUGCUCUACACCGUGCCCGCCACCAUCGUGCUGGCCUGCUACUUCUACGAGCAGGCCUUCCGCGAGCACUGGGAGCGCACCUGGCUGCUGCAGACCUGCAAGAGCUACGCGGUGCCCUGCCCGCCCGGCCACUUCCCGCCCAUGAGCCCCGACUUCACCGUCUUCAUGAUCAAGUACCUGAUGACCAUGAUCGUGGGCAUCACCACCGGCUUCUGGAUCUGGUCUGGCAAAACCCUACAGUCGUGGCGCCGCUUCUACCACAGACUCAGCCACAGCAGCAAGGGGGAGACUGCGGUGCUGUUUCCUGGCUUUUCACAAUACAGUUGCCUCAUUCUCAGGCGGCCCUGGAGACCCAGCAGUAGCCUGGAUGCCGCUGUGUUUCUUCCCUUCCUCGGCUCUGAGGUUCUGCACUUCUAAAGCCCCACAGAAUCAGUUCUGUUUUUGUUUUAAUUAACAGGCUCACACACAUGGCUGGUGUGCUUCACAAAUACACAGAGUGCAAGCCAGCGACAGACGGUCCUCC